UUUUGUUCCAAGUAUCCAACAUGGAGGCGCCGGCUCAAGCUCUCACCUCCUUCAUGAAUGAAACGAAAGAAAGUUCAUCGCAACAAUACAAUGAUGCGCACCUCAUUCAAACAUCGAAAUCAGAUGUCCAGACAUCUUCACCACGAAGCAAGAGGCUGAGGCUGAACAGAACCACCAUUGCCUUCUUCAUCAUGGGAAUCCUCAUCGCACUUCCCACAAUGGUAGUAACAAUGGCAGCAAACCAAAUGUUCGCCGGCAUAACAGGCGUCUACGGGAUCUCACUCUCUUUAACGGCUGCCAUCACCUCAUUUUCCACGCCUCUGUUUGCCCGGUUCCUCCCUUACAACAUCUGCACCUUCAUCUGCGUCAUCUUUUCCCUCCUCUCUUACACAAUCUGCACCCUGCCUUUCCCUUCCCCAUCCUCUUCCAUUACCACUUCUAAAGCAGGCCCUGUCCUAGGAACGAUGUUCGCAGGCUUCGUCUACGCCUUCGGGACCAACACUUAUCUUGCUGUAGCGGCAUUCUUCCCUCAGGAAGCGGUCCUGGCCUUGAGUGUAGGGAGUGGAUUUGCAGCAGUGCUUGGCCCAGCGACUUAUAUGGGUUUCAUGGUGGCUUUUGGACAGGAUUGGAGGAGGAGCUUCUUGGUCUUCUUGCCUACAGUACUGGGUAUAUUGGUCGCGUGGUGGGUACUUAUGAAUAGAAAAUGCAGGGAGGCGGCGAAAAGGUCGAGAUUAGGGAGUAGAGGGGGCAAGACGAUAGAAAGUAUGACGAGUGAGGCUGAGAGAGAUACAGGGAGUGAGGGCGAUACCGAAUCUGCGACGGCAGCAGGGAAAGUCGAACGCAAGGAAGGAGUUUGCAUACAGGAGAGGGAAAGUGAUACGAGUGAAAUGCUCAAGACAGGAUUUAGCCCUCAUCGUACCCGUCUAGGACUUCUGUUCCAAAUCAUCCUACCAAAGUACGUUGCGCCACUGAUCAUUUGCACAACUUCUGCAGUCGAAACUUUAGCAAGAUUCCGAGAAGCUCCGAAGGGAGAUCUACAGUUCCAGAUUUCUUCGCCUACGGAGACGCACAAUUUGUCUUCAGCACCCUCUUCGCUUUUUUAUCACAUCCCGUUCAUCUGGACAUGGACGAUUCUCCAACUUAUCUUGCUCACUAUCGGCAUCAUCCAGCUUUAUCAUCCAUUCUUGACUUACUACGAAGUCUGGGUGAUGGUCAUGUUUCUGGUUGGCGGAUGUGUCGGUGGAGGAUUCAUAAGCACGAAUUACAAGGUAGCUGAGGACUUUCGGAAAGCUGGUGAGCCAGAUGAGGUUCGUAGCUUUGCUAUGAGUUAUGCUGGACUUGGGAAUUUUGGUGGGGAUGCGUUGGGUGGUGGAUUAGCUGUGCUGUUGCAACAGCUUGUUGUCAAAAGUAUUGGGAGUAGAUAA
Mollisia scopiformis is the source of this 1424-nucleotide messenger RNA. RefSeq lists its product as uncharacterized. The coding region runs from base 21 to 1424 and encodes 467 amino acids. The transcript has 3 exons. Gene Ontology annotation, cellular component: membrane; vacuole. The record is from RefSeq and is a predicted model, not a curated record. Gene Ontology annotation, biological process: regulation of intracellular pH. NCBI's taxonomy places the organism in Eukaryota, Fungi, Ascomycota, Leotiomycetes, Helotiales, Mollisiaceae.